This is a messenger RNA of Bathycoccus prasinos, 918 nucleotides long. Its product is annotated as shikimate kinase. Gene Ontology annotation, cellular component: cytosol. The record is from RefSeq and is a predicted model, not a curated record. The transcript has a single exon. Lineage: Eukaryota; Viridiplantae; Chlorophyta; Mamiellophyceae; Mamiellales; Bathycoccaceae. The coding region runs from base 1 to 918 and encodes 305 amino acids.
AUGACUGCCGGUGUUUCCUUCUGUUCGUCGUCGUCGGUCCUCCGGACCGCGUCCUCCUCGCAAUGCACGAGCAGCAGCAGCAACAGUAGGAGCAGUCGAGGUUGUCUUUUUUUUCGCAGCUCUUCUUCUUUAUCUUCUUCUCAAAGCGUUGUUGAGCGUGAUGGCAGCAGAAGGAUUGGAAGAGGAAAAAAGUUCGUCGCGUUUGCGUCGUCGUCGUCGAACGACGACAACAAAACCUCGGAGUCGCUCCAGUCUUCCUCGGUGUUCCUCCUCGGUCUCAUGGGAACUGGGAAAACCACGGUGGGUAAAAAACUCGCCGACGCUUUAGGGUACGGCUACUUCGAUACCGAUCAGUUGAUUGAACAAAUAUGCAAGCAAAAAGUGCACGAGAUAUUCGAGGAAGACGGCGAGGAGGGGUUUCGAGAGACAGAGAGCGCGAUAUUAGCGGAAGUGGCGUCGUAUAAAAGAGUGGUGGUAUCCACUGGCGGGGGCAUCGUGACGGUGAGGAAUAACUGGAUGCACUUGCACAACGGCGUGACGGUGUGUUUACAAGGCGACCACAGGACGUUGGCGAGGCGGGUGCAUAAAGACGGCGUCGGCGCGAGGCCUUUGUUGAAGGAGUGUCUUUCCGAGGAGGACGAAGAGGCGCAGAUUACGAAAAUUGAAGAGAAGAUACAGUCAUUGUGGCGAGAUAGGGGAAAGAUGUACGCGGAGUGCGACAUUGCGGUUUCGGUGAAUGGGGAAGAGGACGAGGCGUACGGCGCGAGCGUGGAGACGAUCGUGGAGAGGAUUUGUAAAUCUAUAGACAAGCGUUUGCGCGAGGACGGCAAACAGGAAAAGUUGAGAAAGGGACCAGAAGUCGGCGACAUAGAGGUGAAAGAUUUGAAAACAGGAGAGAGAAUAGAUAAGAUUGAUUGA